AUGCCAAAAUUUUGGCCAACCAUCCUUUUAUUUUCUGGCUUUGUCUCAGCGCUUGCCUCUAGCCAGUCAUUUGAAAAUACCGCUAUCGUCCGGACAGUGGAACUUGGGGGCUCUGUCGUCCACGUCACUACAACCUACGCAAUCAAGUCACUCACAGGAGCCUCGAAUGUCUACACAAUUGCAAUCAGCCAUGAUGAGAGAGAGCAUACUAGUUGGCUAGAGGCGAAGGUGAAGGGUCAACAACAGUCGCUACCCACCCAGGAACGCGCUUUCGACGCAACCAAGGGGUAUCACUUGGUGGAUGUCACACUACCAAAAACCCUUCCUGUGAACAAGACCCUAAAUCUUGUUCUUGAGACCAUACAAACCCACGUUACACACCCUUACCCGGAAACCGCAGCACAAGGCGACGACCAAUCUCUCAAAUAUACAACCAAUCUCUUCGUCAUCAGUCCUUACGCGACUUCUGUACAACGUACCAAACUUAGAGCCCUCACCCCUCGCCUUCUGUCUCAUACUACGCCCGAGAACGUCGAAGCUUUUACGAACGACGCUCCCGUUACAACAUCUGGUGCAACCAUCGUGUAUGGACCGUAUAACGAUAUUCCUUCCUCCACAACACAUGCCUUCAUUUCGGAGCAUCAGCAGCCUAUCACUGUUCACUAUCAUCAUGAGCAACCAGUCCUCGAAGUUUCAAGGCUAAAACGAGUGGUGGAAAUCAGUCAUUGGGGUUCUAAUUUGAAUACGCAGGAUGAUAUAUUCUUACACAAUGCUGGACCAGCAUUGAAAGGCCAUUUCUCUCGUUUGGACCACCAAACUCAGUCGUACUUUAAGAGGCCCGCUCCACAUGUUCUCUCAGCCCUUACACUUCACCUCCCCGCGGGCAUCCGAAAUACUUACUAUUAUGAUCUGAUUGGAAACGUAUCCACCUCAAAACUCCGAGCAGCUGCCUCUGUUCCAAAAAAUCAGCAAGGCAGUCAAUUUAGCAUUUUGGAACUCAAGCCACGAUAUCCCCUUCUAGGAGGGUGGAAUUACAGCUUCACACUUGGAUGGGAUGCACCCCUAGAAGAUUCCGCCAGCUACGACAGGCACGAUGGCAAAUACAUCGUUGAAGUGCCUAUCUUGACUCCGAUUCCUGGCGCAGUAGUUUCGGAUGCAGAGUUGGUUGUUAUAUUGCCUGAGGGUGCCUCGGAUGUGGAAUUUUCUCUGCCAUUCCCCGCCCUUUCGACCACAAUCGGAACACAUAUUACUUACCUGGACACUACAGGGCGUCCCGCGCUGACAUUUAGAUAUAAAAAUUUGACAAUCAGACAUGCCCAGAACAUAUAUGUAUCCUACAGGGUGGCGACGUCGGCUCACCUAAAAAAGCCAUUCGCUGUGGCGGCCGCAUUUUUCAGUGUGUUCAUCCUUGCGAUGUUCGCUCGGCGUGUCAACGUUACGCUUCACCAAAAGAAAAAGGCCGUGUAA
Molecule: messenger RNA, 1467 nt
Organism: Laccaria bicolor S238N-H82
Lineage: Eukaryota; Fungi; Basidiomycota; Agaricomycetes; Agaricales; Hydnangiaceae
Gene: OST1
Product: oligosaccharyl transferase alpha subunit
Exons: 6
Coding region: 1-1467 (488 amino acids)
Cellular component (GO): oligosaccharyltransferase complex; membrane
Source: RefSeq, a predicted model, not a curated record